UGCGUCAGUAAAAGUCCUGGCAACAGAACGGUGACGUUUGACCGAGGUGAUGUCAGAGCUUCAGGCCCGUCCAUUUUCCCCUUUUGCACUUGGACUUGACACUUGUUGACCCACUGCAAAACCUGUCUGUUCGAAAGUUGAACUCUUGAAUAGCACAUCACCUGGAAAACCUUCUUCGGAAAACAAACUGUUGGAUAACUGAACUGAGGAAAACCUUGCAGAAAAGCACUGCAAAAUCUACCUGCUGAAAAAUGGCUUCAAGUGGACCCCCCCGGGCGGAUCACCUCCUGACCAGGAUUGGACGGUGGAUUGUCUCCUUUGCACGUGGCUCCUUUUGGCCUUUCAACAGAAAUCGUUCUGUUGCUGAAAGGCCCCCUGAUGACCAGGAAGAGGAUGGGCUUCAACAGGCUGAGGUAGGAAACAGGGGACCUCCCCUUCCUCUGCUCCCGCAGUUCCUACCACCACCCUUUUGGAUGCAGGGGCAACAGCAUGGUCCUGCUGUUCCUUUUCCUCACUUCUAUCCCGCCCUGUAUCCUGUUCCCUUUGCUGUUCCACAUCCUGUUCCUUACGCUCUUGCUUAUCAUGCUUUUCCCCAUCAUGAUCCUUUUGCUUUUCAUCAUGCUUUCCCUCACGCUGCUCCUCAUGCUGCUCCUCAUGCUGCUCCUGCUUUCCCCCACGCUAAUCCUUAUGCCGCUCCUCAUGCUGCUCCUCAUGCUGCCCCUCAUGCUGCUCCUGCUUUCCCUGGCCCUGAUCCUUACGCUGCUCCUGCUUUCCCCCAUGCUAAUCCUUAUGCUGCUCCUGCCCCUGCUCCUCAUCCAUAUGCUCUCCCUCAUGCUGAGCCUUAUGGUGCUCGUGCUGUUGAUCAACCAGACUUUUAUGGUUUCCCUAAUGAUCCUUUCGCUGUUGAUCAACCUGACCUUCACGCUGAUCCUUAUGUUGCCCUUGUGGAGCCGUUUGAUGAAGACGAUGAAGAGGACGAGGACUUCAUGAACGGAGACAUCAAUAUUGAUGAUGAAGUUCCUGAUCUUGAUGUCGAGGACAUCGGGCAACUCUGCCCAGAAGAUGACAGCUCUGAUGACAGCUCUGAUGACAGCUCUUCAGCAGAGGCCUCUGUGUCUCCCUCAACCUCUGGUCUCAGCUCCUCCACAAGGCGGCGCAGGGAAGAUGGCGACUUGGAAGAGACUCCUGCCAAGAGGCCAAGGUGGUCGACUGACAGCGACUCAGAUUGAUUCUCUAAUGUGCUUCAGAACUGCCAUACCUCCAGGACAUCACUACUAGACCACAGCUAUCACAGACUUCUUAACUGUGAGGGCUUGCCUUUGCAUCUGGCAGGGCUGUCAACAUCCCAAGUAGUGUCUUGCACUUGGUCUUUUUUGUACUUUUGCACAUUUUGGUACGGUGGCUGGACCUUUCUUUAACCCUGAGGGCUGGCCUUUGCAUCUGGCAAGGCUGUCCAUGGUCCUGCCCCAAACCUCAGGGAGUCAAAUUCACAAAGGAAGCUCCUCAAAAGGAAGUCUAGUCUGGCCUUAAAUUAAAUCAGUAAGUACUUAGAGGAAAUGGUAAGUAUUUGUAAGGAACAGUAAGCACUUAUAAAGAACGGUAAGUAUUUGUAAGGAACAGUAAGCACUUAUAAAGAACGGUAAGUAUUUGUAAGGAACAGUAAGCACUUAUAAAGAACGGUAAGUAUUUGUAAGGAACAGUAAGCACUUAUAAAGAACGGUAAGUAUUUGUAAGGAACAGUAAGCACUUAUAAAGAACGGUAAGUAUUUGUAAGGAACAGUAAGUACUUAUAAAGAACGGUAAGUAUUUGUAAGGAACAGUAAGUACUUAUAAAGAACGGUAAGUAUUUGUAAGGAACAGUAAGUACUUAUAAAGAACGGUAAGUAUUUGUAAGGAACAGUAAGCACUUAUAAAGAGCGGUAAGUAUUUGUAAGGAACAGUAAGUACUUAUAAAGAACGG
This is a messenger RNA of Lates calcarifer (barramundi perch), 1960 nucleotides long. RefSeq lists its product as uncharacterized. The transcript has 2 exons. Lineage: Eukaryota; Metazoa; Chordata; Actinopteri; Centropomidae. Bases 252 to 1229 code for a protein of 325 amino acids. The record is from RefSeq and is a predicted model, not a curated record.